Messenger RNA from Lycium ferocissimum, 705 nucleotides. RefSeq names its product protein PLANT CADMIUM RESISTANCE 2-like. Lineage: Eukaryota; Viridiplantae; Streptophyta; Magnoliopsida; Solanales; Solanaceae. The record is from RefSeq and is a predicted model, not a curated record. The transcript has 4 exons. Bases 119 to 622 code for a protein of 167 amino acids.
UCUUUCACAACUACAUACUUUUUUGUGUCUUUCAUUUCAUUUUCUCUCGUUGCUUUCUUGAAUAUUUUUGUUUCUUUAAUUCUUUUUUAAAGAAAAUCUCUAAGUUUUUGAGUUAAUUAUGAAUCCCUCAGCUCCAUUUUACGAUGAAAAACCAACGACCGGCUUCCCUGUGCCUCCAGCGAGCUACGGCCAAUUUCAAGCUAAUCAUCCCGGAACUUGGUCUACUGGACUCUGUGAUUGUUUCUCCGAUGUCCCAAACUGUUGCAUAACUUGCUGGUGUCCAUGUAUUACAUUUGGACAGAUUGCAGAGAUCGUGGACAAAGGAACUACUUCUUGUGGGGCAAGUGGAGCUCUGUAUUGCUUAAUAGCAGCAUUUACAGGGUGUGGAUGUAUUUAUUCAUGCUUUUAUCGUACAAAAAUGAGGAAACAAUACAUGUUGCCUGAGAGUUCUUGUGGGGAUUGUUUGCUUCAUUUUUGCUGUGAAAGUUGUGCUUUGUGCCAAGAGUAUCGUGAGCUCAAACACCGUGGAUUUGACAUGUCAAUUGGUUGGCAUGCAAAUAUGGAGGACCAAAACAGGGGGAUCGCAAUGGCUCCACAAGUUCAAGGAGGAAUGACUCGAUAAAUGGAUAAUAAAACUUUGACCUGUUCAGUUGCGAUAGUAUUGCUUUAUUUUUAUAUUUUUAAUGUUUUUACUUAAUGAGAGAA